AUGGCGGCGAAGUUCGCUCUCCGUCUUCUCGCAGUUGUGCUGCUGAUUGAUGGCAGCAUCAGUCUUCCGAUCCUCUCGCAGCUCUCGCAUCCUCUCUUGAUCUUGAGGCCUCCUCGAGGAGAAAAAUCCGCAUCGGGAGCUGCUGCUUUGCGGGCAUCGCACGUUCCUCCUCCGCCUCUAGUGAGAGGGUUCGGGGAGGGGCUACGGGAGGACGUGAGCUCGAGGUCCAAGUUGUACUGGAGCGACAUCAAGGACGGGCUGAAGCUGCAGACGCUCUCGACCGUCGCCUUCCUCUUCUUUGCGUGUCUCGCCCCUGCCUUGGCGUUUGGAGGGCUCAUGUCCGGCAUGACAGGAGGAAACAUCGGUACCGUCGAGUACCUGAUGAGCACGGGGAUCUGCGGGAUGGUCUACGCAGCUUUCUCUGGGCAGCCUCUGACUAUCAUCGGGAGCACGGGGCCUGUCCUUGCCUUCACUGCCGUCCUCUAUCAGUUCUCGCUCAGCAUGGGCCUUCCCUUCCUUCCCCUCUACGCCUGGACGGGGUUGUGGAGUAGCUUGUUCCUCCUCAUGGGAAGUUUCUUCUCCUUCUCAAACGUGGUCGCCCGGCUCACGCGGUUCACGGACGAGAUCUUCUCGCUUCUCAUCUCCUUCAUCUUCAUCUUCGAGGCCGUCAAGGAGUCUUGGAAGCUCUUUGCCGUCGCUCGGACUCCCGCUGCAUUCAACAUCGCAAGCUCGAGCUUGAUCCUCGCCUCCUCCGCCUUCCUCACUGCUACCUCCCUCUCCAAGCUCCGCGCCACCAAAUUCUUCAACAAGUCUCUACGUGACACGAUUUCCAACUUCGCUCCCACCAUCGGCGUUGCGCUUGCAUGGUUUAUCGGCAUGCAGUUCAAGUCCAACUUCGGUAUCAGCUUGAGCGGCCUCGAUGUUCCUGCUGCUCUUUCCACCACCAGCGGACGUCCAUGGCUCAUCGACUUGAUGGAACUUCCUCUCUGGGCCCGAUUCGCGUCCGCCGUCCCCGCGUUCAUGGCGACCAUCCUGCUCUUUAUGGAUCAGAACAUCACGGUCAGGCUCGUCAACUCGGACAAGCACAAGCUAAAGAAGGGGCACGGCUACGACCUCGACCUGCUCAUCAUCGCUCUCCUCACAGGAGGCUGCUCCGUCAUCGGGUUCCCUUGGCUCGUCGCUGCCACCGUCCGUUCGUUGGCGCACGUGCGGGCCAACACCGUCUACCAGAGCGGAACGACCAACGUGCAAGGAGUGCUGGAGCAGAGGGUCACUGGCUUUCUUAUCCACCUCCUCAUCGCUCUCUCCAUCCUCUUCCUCCGUCCUACCCUGGCAACAGUCCCCAAGUGCGUCAUGACAGGCCUCUUCAUGUACCUCGGCGCCUCCUCGCUGGGCGGGGUUGACAUGUGGGAGCGAAUGAAGCUGCUCAUCUCUGAGAGGGUGAACGACAACAAGUUCCUAUGGAAGGACAAGCUGAUCCCCAGCACAGUGUUGUCUUCCUUCACUCUCAUCCAGAUGGCUUGCCUUGCCAGCAUGUUCCUCGUGAAGGAAUCGGCUAUCGGCGUUUUCUUCCCUGUCCUCAUCGCUGGCCUCGGCCCCGUCCGUUCGCUUCUCAGCCAA
Guillardia theta CCMP2712 is the source of this 1620-nucleotide messenger RNA. RefSeq lists its product as hypothetical. Gene Ontology annotation, molecular function: solute:inorganic anion antiporter activity. Gene Ontology annotation, cellular component: plasma membrane. The transcript has 4 exons. Gene Ontology annotation, biological process: transmembrane transport; monoatomic anion transport; monoatomic ion homeostasis. The annotation marks the transcript as partial. NCBI's taxonomy places the organism in Eukaryota, Cryptophyceae, Pyrenomonadales, Geminigeraceae. The record is from RefSeq and is a predicted model, not a curated record.